Coniophora puteana RWD-64-598 SS2 is the source of this 507-nucleotide messenger RNA. RefSeq lists its product as uncharacterized. Lineage: Eukaryota; Fungi; Basidiomycota; Agaricomycetes; Boletales; Coniophoraceae. The record is from RefSeq and is a predicted model, not a curated record. The transcript has 2 exons. The coding region runs from base 193 to 393 and encodes 66 amino acids.
AACGGUCGAGCAUUUACGGACCUUCCGCCUGGUGACUCAGAUUGACUCUAGCAUGUCCGCAGCUCUUAAGAUCGCCUCCAUGCCCGCUAUCACUGGAUAUUUGUCUGUUAUCUCAUCCUCUUCAACCAAUGACGACUCAGAAGAUGAAGAUGAAACAGCCCUAUUUUGUAACGUUCCCCGCCAUGGUCGUGGAUGGUGUCGUUGCGAGGAGUCGAUGCGGUUGUGUGGGUUUUCCUGGUGUUGCAAUUAGCCUUCCAGACCGUAAAGGAUAUGACUUUUGUGGCUGCACGGUAUCGCUUCCGCGCCUUCCAAGCGCUCGCUCGGAAGCGUGAAUGGGCUAUCCCAGACCCUGCCGGCCCAAGGGCAACGGCUCCGUCGCUCUUCGCUGCCUAGAAUGAGUGCGAUCUGCUGGGAGGGAACCUCAUCUCUGUCAUCAUGGUGCUGCUGGCGGCCUGUUUGGUGUACAUGGACAACCGGCUACCAGACCUUUAAGGUAGUCAAGUUCAC